UGGGCGCAUAACCGCCAGACGACACGCCCAGAAGAUGGAGCUUAUUGCCUGCUAGGCAUAUUCGGCAUUCAUCUACCCCUGAUCUACAGCGAGGGCAAAGAGAACGCGCUGAAGCGAUUGGAAAAAGUAAUACGAGAGUCUUUCGACCAAGUCGCGAGUAUUCCUGUUGACAACACUGAUGCUCGCAGCCGAAACCAGGAGGAGAGGCUUGGCAAAAUCUUCAGCUGGCUUUCGGCUCCUGACCCGUCCACCAACUACCACAAAGCGCACAAGCAGCGGCAGGCUAAGACAGGUCUCUGGCUGCUAGAAAGCACAAAGUUCACAGACUGGAAGAAAAGAGCAGCGUCGCGACUGUGGCUGUACGGGAUCCCAGGAUGUGGAAAGACCAUCCUGAGCUCUACUGUUGUUGAGAAUCUGCUGCAGUACUGCCAUGAUGACACUAACAUGGUGACGGCGUACUUUUACUUCAACUUCAACGAUGCACAGAAACAAGAUCCGAAGCUCAUGCUGCGCUCGCUGCUCUGCCAGCUUGUGCAGCGGUCGGUCGUGAUACCUAAGGGCGUUGAUGCGUUGUUCUCAUCUUGCGAGAACGGGCAACGGAAGCCAUCGUCACAUGCGCUUUUACAAGUAACAAAGGAAGCGGCGCAAGAGUUCACGCACGUGUACGUUGUUCUCGAUGCUCUUGAUGAGUGUGCGCAGCGCUCGGAGCUGAUGGACAUGCUCGAAGCAGUGGCUGAGUGGCAGCUUAACAACCUGCAUUUGCUCAUGACUAGCCGGAAAGAGCGGGAUAUCGAGCGCUCCUUAGAGGAAUACAUUAGGGAGGAGGACGCUGUAUGUCUUCAAAGGGACGUAGUGGACCAAGACAUACAGCGAUACGUCCAACAAAGGCUGCGUGUCGACAAGGGCUUGGCGAAAUGGAACAAGGACGCUUCUGUCAGGCAGGAGAUUGAGGCCGCGCUAAUGGGCGGAGCUCACGGGAUGUUCCGGUGGGCUGUAUGCCAGCUAGACACACUAGGAAAGUGCUGCAAUCGAGCGAUGCUGCGCAAAUCUCUUGCUAGUCUGCCGCGGACGCUAGACCAGACAUACGACCGCAUUCUUUCCGCGAUAAGUGAUGAACAUUCUAACUACGCGAUCCGCAUUCUGCAGUGGCUGACGUUCUCUGCGCGGCCGCUGUCCGUCGAAGAGGUCGCCGAAGUCGUCGCCAUCGACGUAGCGCGCGACCCAGCGUUCGACCGUGAUGAGGUGCUAGAAGAUCCGUUAGAAGUUCUGGACAUCUGCUCGAGUCUAGUCACUAUCACAACGAACGAAGUGGACAGAAGAUCAGGGUCUGCUCAACGGAUCGUUGCUCUAGCACACUACUCAGUGCAGGAGUACCUUGUGUCAGACAGGAUUAGGCAAGGGUUAGCAAAGCAGUACAGCAUGCAAGAGACCGCAUGUUAG
This is a messenger RNA of Alternaria arborescens, 1440 nucleotides long. RefSeq lists its product as hypothetical. Lineage: Eukaryota; Fungi; Ascomycota; Dothideomycetes; Pleosporales; Pleosporaceae. The record is from RefSeq and is a predicted model, not a curated record. The annotation marks the transcript as partial. The transcript has 2 exons.